UGAUGUUAGCUUCAAUCUUUUUUUCAAAACGUUUCCGGCAAGUUACGCUGAGAAGGACUAGAAUAUCCGAGAACGGCGUCGUUCAGCAGCGACUGUCUCUCAGUGACGUUGGUCUUAAGUAUCUAGCUAUGGAAGCAACGUGCAGAGAAGCAUCUGAGGAGGAGGGAUUUGCGAGAACAGCGAAAACAUCAGUCUGGUGGGACAUUGAGAACUGCGGUGUCCCAAAAGGUUGUGACGGCCAUAAGAUUGCUCUCAACAUUAAAUCAGCUUUGGGGAAAAUGAAGUAUUGUGGUCCGCUCGCCAUUUAUGCUUAUGGUGACAUUAAUCAAAUGCGUUCAUCUGUACAACAAGCACUCUCCUCCACCGGCGUAUCACUCAACCACGUCCCUCCCGGAGUUAAAGACGGGAGCGACAAGAAGAUCCUUGUAGAUAUGUUGUUGUGGACAAUGGAAAACCGAGCUCCUGCUAAUGUGAUGCUGAUCUCUGGUGAUGGAGAUUACUCAUAUGUUCUUCACCGAUUGAGGAUGAUAGGGUACAACGUUCUUUUAGUGCGACCUGAGAGUGCAUCUCGCUUUUUAGUUGCUGCAGCAGAUAGAAUAUGGUUAUGGAGGAGCGUAGUUGCUGGUGGCUCUGGCUCCGAGGUCAGCAAGGGUGUGAACUCAGGCUUGGUCGUUGAAAGUAAGAGUAGCAAGAGAUUCCGUGUGCAUGUUCCUUGUCCUAAUUAGUUAUAAUGUGAAGAAACUCGUAACCUCUUCAAGAACCAACAAGCAUAUAUGUUUUUACUUAAUAUGUGGCUUGUUGUUGAGUCUUAAGAUUAAACCAUUUUUUUCUUCUUAAUUUGUUUUUGUUGUGUAGGCUUCGAUAGUAGCCACU
Molecule: messenger RNA, 873 nt
Organism: Brassica napus (rape)
Lineage: Eukaryota; Viridiplantae; Streptophyta; Magnoliopsida; Brassicales; Brassicaceae
Product: meiosis regulator and mRNA stability factor 1-like
Exons: 2
Coding region: 3-725 (240 amino acids)
Biological process (GO): regulation of gene expression
Cellular component (GO): peroxisome
Molecular function (GO): RNA nuclease activity
Source: RefSeq, a predicted model, not a curated record